ACCCAGGACGUGACAGCUCAGCUCUGGAAACGUCACCGAAUUCGAUCGGAUAAUUGAAAGAGGGAAACAUGUGACUAGGCAGAAGGAGACCCCUCAGCGAGGAGUCCGAAUGGCGAUACACCUAGAAAUUCUCGGGCUGUGAUGCUCACGAACCGAAAACGAAGCCAGUGGAAUUCGAGAAACAGUUGGAUUCCCGAACAGUUGUAUCAGCCACUUUUACAACCACAAGAAACCCAAGUCGAGCAGGAGCCUCCGUCUGUCUUAGAUCGUUUGUUGGAUCCGGGAGACGGCGAUUACUCACAUCUUUUGCCCGACAUGACGUUCCGGGAUCGAUCAGCGGAGUUCGCCAGCGCGGCAAAACAAAUAAUGCAAAGCAGAAUGGGCAAUGGAGUCCGCGCCGCGAAUGGGGGACGUCGAAUCAAUUCUCGUAUUCCUGAAGACUACUCACUGUUCAUGAGGGCUUCGAGUCAAAUCGGUCGGGACAUCACGGCGACUUUCGUCAAAUUAGAGAAAUUGGCGCUCCUCGCCAAGAAGAAGUCCAUGUUCGAUGACCAGCCAAUUGAAAUCGAGGAACUGACUUACAUCAUCAAACAAGACAUCGCUUCCCUCAAUAAGCAGAUCGCUCAGCUACAACAGCUGGCUCGGUCACGUAAUUCCUCAUCCGGGAAACACAUAGCGACGCAUUCAAAUUCUAUUGUCGUCUCAUUGCAAUCAAAACUGGCGUCGAUGUCCAGUGAUUUCAAACAAGUGUUGGACAUCAGAACCGAAAAUCUGAAGAAACAACAGUCGCGACGGCAACAAUUCUCCUCGGCGGCACCGCUAGGCUCAUCGGCGUCUACGCCUUCCCUGCUCGUUGCGGAUGAAGAAGCAGCUCAAGCGAGGACCCGGCAGGAUACUGCGAUCGAUAUGGGAGGAGGUUUUUCGCUCGUCUCAAAUCUCACAAUGCUACGGGACGAUCAGGAUGCGUAUUAUCAGCAACGGGCGGAUACGAUGCAGAACAUCGAGACCACGAUUGUCGAGCUCGGUGGCAUUUUCCAACAACUCGCGCACAUGGUCAAAGAACAAGAGGAAACCAUCGAACGAGUCGACUCAAAUAUUGAAGACACCUCAAUGAAUGUCGAAGCCGCCCAUGCAGAGCUCCUGAAAUAUUUUCAAUCAAUUUCUGGCAAUCGAUGGCUUAUGAUCAAAGUGUUCGCUGUGCUGAUUGUUUUCUUUUUUCUGUUCGUUGUUAUAGCUACGUGAGGUGACUUGUUCCGGCUAGUGGGGUACCGCUUUUUCAUAUCGAUGAAGUUCAAUGAGCCGGCGGAGCGGUCCGGCAGUAACAUGUGAUACUGAAAACACGGAACGGAGGUUGUUGAAAAGUUUCUAUGAAUAAUAAAAAUGAAGGAU
Molecule: messenger RNA, 1389 nt
Organism: Galendromus occidentalis (western predatory mite)
Lineage: Eukaryota; Metazoa; Arthropoda; Arachnida; Mesostigmata; Phytoseiidae
Gene: Syx5
Product: syntaxin 5
Exons: 6
Coding region: 142-1242 (366 amino acids)
Biological process (GO): vesicle fusion; endoplasmic reticulum to Golgi vesicle-mediated transport; intracellular protein transport
Cellular component (GO): endomembrane system; Golgi membrane; SNARE complex
Molecular function (GO): SNAP receptor activity; SNARE binding
Source: RefSeq, a predicted model, not a curated record